AUGAGUGGAAGGGGGAAGGGAGGUAAAAUUACAUUACCCUCAGAGGUAAUAUACGAUGGGUAUGGGAGGAAGAAUGAUUGCUCAGGGACCUAUGGGAAGGAGCUGUACUGUAAGGCGGAAAUAAUAGGAAAAGUAGAAACAGAACUGAAAAGGGGGAAGAUAAAUAAUGAUCAGGAGUUGGCCAAUAAAAUUGUGAAAAAUUAUUACACCGCAUGUACAGUGAGGAGCGAACUAUCAUAUUAUAAACCUUGUUACUUUCUGUUCUUUUGGAUAUGUACUGAAAUAGGAGACAAAUUGGGGAAGAUAAAUCCAAAAUUUGGGUAUACAGUGGACGACAUUUACAAAGCACUGCAGACAUUCCCAUGGAAGACGGGUACAAGCAAAGAAAGGGAAUGUAUUAAUAUAUACCCUCAAAUUAUGGAAUUUAAAUGCAAGGCGCUUAAAAAAUUCUAUGAUUACAAUUACAACAUUGAAGCUUUAAAGGAUAAGCAGGAUUGUAAUAAAUAUUUAAGUGAUCCACAGUACGGAACAGAUCGUCAGAAUGCACAGCAAGGAUAUUCAUUGUCAUGUGCUAUUUGUACGAGUGAUGACAUUGAGUAUUGUAAAGAAUUUAGGAAGGAUGACCUAACAGGUCCAAAAGUGGAAGUUAAAGCUCCCAAGUUAGAUUUAAAGGGUCCCAAAGGACAAGUAGGUCCAACAGGUGAAAGUGAAACAACAGGUAGUAGCACACCCCUUACUACUAUUAUCCCACCUGCUAUUGGAGGAGUAGUAGUUCCAGCAAUCGCUUACCUUUUAUAUAAAGUAAUUACCACGGCAGUUAAAAGUAUAAAUAGCAUUAUUAACUAA
This is a messenger RNA of Plasmodium coatneyi, 846 nucleotides long. RefSeq lists its product as uncharacterized. Lineage: Eukaryota; Apicomplexa; Aconoidasida; Haemosporida; Plasmodiidae. The transcript is spliced from 2 exons. The record is from RefSeq and is a predicted model, not a curated record. The coding region runs from base 1 to 846 and encodes 281 amino acids.